AUGUGGAGGCUUUUCCUGGUCCUUGCUUCUGCCACCGCGCGGCCAGUCACCUUGCCGCUGCAGGGCUGCACGGUGGCAGCGAUGGAUCCGGAGCAUGGGUUGACCGAGUCUCCUGUCUUCUAUGGAGAGGUGAAGGUGGGCGAAGAAAGGCGAACCUUUCGAGUCUUGUUCGACACAGGCUCUAGCAACUUGUGGUUGCCGAGUGCACAAUGCAGUUCAGCCCCCUGUGACAUCCACCAGCGCUUCGUUCCAUCAAGGCCGCUGCCGGAAGGGGAAGUGCCUGGGCUGGCCCCUUUGCAAUAA
Molecule: messenger RNA, 303 nt
Organism: Durusdinium trenchii
Lineage: Eukaryota; Dinophyceae; Suessiales; Symbiodiniaceae
Source: the annotation of a GenBank genome assembly